AGAGACAAAAUUAGCAUAAAAAAGAAGCAUUGUUCAAAUAAUGAGCAGCACAAUCUUCAUGCAAAUAACAGUGGUGCAAGUUGGACAGUUUUUAGAAAGCAUCCGGCAAAGAGUUCCUCUUUUACACACUGUGAUUUGCAGAUAGAGUUGUCCUCGAAAGGAUUGUGUGUCCAUAAGCAAGAUACUUUGUGGCAAUUGCUCUUCUUCAACCACAGGAGAUGGAACCUGACUAUCAGUGACACCACAAUGGAGCAAUACAGAGCACUGCAGGAUUCUUGAGGAAGCAUACAGGGAACUCCUUCUCCCCUACAAAGUAAUGAACUGUCUUCCUCAUUGGCAAUGGUAUUCUGCAACAAACAAACCCGUAGAAAAUGGCCUCCAACCGACGAUGUUGACAACGGAAUACAAUGUAAACAACAGCCGCUUUAGCUCCAAAUUAAUUUUAAGGUGGCAGUCUUUCCCUUGAUGUAAGAUGACAAGUCCAUUAGCCAACCUAAGAAAACCAAGGAAAGCACCGCUACCUGGUGUUCCUCAGACUGGGCAAAGGGCAGCCCCGUUCAGAAAUCCCACUGAUGUUUUUGAUGAUGACGAGUCACUACUGGAUGAUGUCCUGGGCCGAUCAGUCUCUCGUCAGUCCAGUGUGUCCACCAGCCGGAGUGACACCAUCGGGGGAAGGGCCAUCAAACACCUGCCCAAACUCACCAAGGACACCAAAGCUGCUCCGUCUGACUAUGAACUCAUGACUGGUAUGAUGAGCCGCAUUGCUAAGUUAGAACUGCAGAUCCAGUUCUACGCCAAGGAGAUUCUGGAGAAGGAUAAGAAAAUCAGCAUUUUAGAAGAGAAGACAAAACUUUUGCAGAAAUACAAAGGAGAUGCAGAUCCAGACUCGACCAGAGUGCGAGAUCUGGAGAGGAAAUGUCAGGAACUGCAGCAAACCAUCAAAGACAUGGAAGAUUUUUUGUCUGACUAUGGAAUGAUCUGGGUGGGCAAUGCUGAUGCUGACACGGUAGAGAGCACAGAGGGCAGAGUCUAUGAUGAGUUGGCUGAACCGGGGCACACGUCGCGACUUGGCGGCGUCUGGAGACCAGGGGCAUCAGUUGUACAGUCUGAGGGCCCCUUUCACGUUGAUUUUGAUCGCAUCAUCAAGAACAUCAAAGAACUCAACAUCGUCGCUGGCGACGGAGAGAAGCGCAUCCGGCACACGGUCAGUGGGGCUCGGUUUGUGGCCCCAGACACGGUACCCCUCACCCUCUACGCCAACGGGAUAUUCAUGUUCAACGGCCCCUUCAGGUCUUAUGAAGAGCCAACCACGCAACGCUGUAUACAGGAUCUUAUGGAUGGCUACUUUCCCUAUGAGUUGAAUGCUAGGUUCCCAGAAGGAGUUCCAUUCCAAGUAACAGACAAACGGGACACAGUCUACAACGACCCACGAAGCAUCAAGCACUUCCCUGGCACCGGUAACCUCCUGGGUGGAGAAAGCAAACCCUCCCGGCUGGUACCUAGCAACCUGGACAAGGGGACCAGUAUGGAGAGAUCAUACACAACAAGCCACGAUGGUAAACCAGUGUAUGAGACCAGCCAACCACCAAAGCCUCAACUUUCAGUGGACCAGUUUCUGAACAAGCUGCCAUCUUCCAUAAUCAAGGAGGGCAAGGUCAUUGACGUCAGAGCCUCGCUGGCUGGAGACUUGCAGCAUGAUAACACGAAGCCUGGCGUCACAGUCAUAGACACCCCCGCUGUCCAAGAAAUCCUGGAACGCGUCAGCAGCAGCCGGCCCCAGUCUGCGUCAUCCUCUCGACCCCUGUCAGCCCGUAGCAGCAUCACCACACUCCGAGUCAAGACGGAAACAGGGGAGCACACCUUCAUCCUGAAGCUGCGGUAUACAGACACGAUAGGGGAUGUUCGCCAGUAUCUGGAUGCUAAAAGGACAUUGGGGUCCAAGGACUAUGAGAUAGUGACGACCUUCCCGGCCAAGGUCUACAACGACCAAGAUGCAACCCUGCAAGAGUGUGGCUUGACACCCAAUGCCGCACUGCACCUAAGGGCCAAGAAGAAGUAAAGUCAUCUCCAAAUAUUCUUACUAAUGCUGGGAAUAACACAUUCACCUAUUUAUGCCACAUGCUAGCCGCUGCUGCCACUUUCCACAGGUGCUUGGGUUUUAUUUUCCAGUUGCCCUCAGCUGAUUCAGGCAAAAAAACUUGAACGGGGAUGGCAUGCCAUGAUUUGUCCUUGGGCAGGACACUUUGCCACAAUUGCUUCUAUUUCCACCCAGAAAUAAAUGGGUACCGGUUGGAGGAGGUCUAUGUAAUGCAUUUGAAUGAGCCAUUUUGCACAGAGAUGGCAAUGUGAAGCGUUAUGAUCCUUGGUGGAGCAGAAAUAGUCAGGACAAUGCAUUACCGGCAUGGCGAGCAGUUAUAAGAAUGGUACAGUGGUGGAUUGUGCACUUUUUGUAGUGAUAACUAACUCUGUUUUGGGACCAUUGCAAGCAGCAUGAGUUCACAUACUGAAAUCUGUUCAGGUAGCACCUCAAAAAGGCUGGAGAAAACCACAAAGAAUACCCCCUUUUUCUCGGUUUGGAGCAUAUAUAGUACAUCAUGUCCCUGUUUAUUCUGAAGAUACCUCCAUGUGGGACUACUGAGUUUUGUUUGGGUAUGCUGAUGAAUAGAAAAUUACAACAAAAACACAACCUAUUUGAGCUUUGGAAUAUUGCUUGGUUCGGUCUAGAGCGUGCUAUGCCUGGGUGCUUUCCUGAGAGAAGAAAAUGAUCCAGUAUUUGAAGUGCUUCCUGGAAUUACUAAGGGUAUUUGAUUUAAAUGGUCUAGAGCCAAUACUCAUCUGCUUAGGGAUACCAGGAUAGUGCCGUCAACCAUGCACAUUCAUCAUUAGUCUGACCACAAAGGUCUUGCCUCUUUAUUAAGUGUCCUGUCUUCUGUGCCAACUUUUUCUUCCUUCUCCUGUGAUGCAAGACGCCUAUUUCUCUUUAUGUUGGUGUACAUAUCAAGACUGUAACAGCAAAAGCAAUUCUAAUUCUGAUUCCAUGUUUUUGCUAUCUCUGAUGUUCCGUCCUUAUCUUGCACUUGCAAAGGCCCAUGUGCCUGCUUUUUUAACUGUCUUGAUUCUAUUCAACAGAUGUGUUUUAUUUUAAAAUCUUUCAUAUAAUUAUGUCCAGUGAAGUGAUGGUGUUUUACAUAUAGUGACUUUUGUGAAGGACCAAAUUCAAAAGUAUCUCAUAUGGUAUAAAUAUAAUAUAUGGGUAAUUCCAUAAAUUAGUGGUCCAUCUUUUUCUGUGUCCCUGUUACAUCUGACAUAUGAUUUUGUAAGUUCAGAAUACAUUUUCUUUUUUCAAAAAGUGAUGAAUUAAUGCAAAUUACCUGCCAAACAAAUGGUAAUACUUUGAAACCAAUUCCAGCGAUAUUUCCAAGUCAAAUAACAAAGGUCAAAUGUAAUAGGGACACAAAAAUGUCACACUUUUGGACCCCUAAUUUCUGAAAUUACUCAUAUACCAUUCUACAUGUGUGUGCAUAACAAUACAAAGAAAUAUGAAAAGGGGUAUAGCAGUGAGUCAAAACUUGUCUUGUAAUAAUUCAUUAGUGCAAGAGACCUGUUCUCAAGGAACUCGGUCAGGAGUUUUUCAAAUGUUUCACGCAGGAACAGUCCAUAUACUCGAAAAUAUUCUGUCCGUGUCUUUAAUGUUUUUACUCUCUUUUCAGAUGCAUUCCAAGACUAGCUUUAUUCUACACUUUACUGCAAAGUGCCUUGUUAGUCGACCGUCCACACAUUUUACUAUUUAUUGAAGCAAUAAUGAAAUGCAUUUGCUACAUUUUAUUUGCUACAAAAUCGUAACUUUGUGAUAGAGUUUGAAGUCAUAUGAUCUAAAAUAAAACAUAAACCUUGAAAAGAACAUUU
Molecule: messenger RNA, 3906 nt
Organism: Acanthaster planci (crown-of-thorns starfish)
Lineage: Eukaryota; Metazoa; Echinodermata; Asteroidea; Valvatida; Acanthasteridae
Gene: ubxn11
Product: UBX domain protein 11
Biological process (GO): proteasome-mediated ubiquitin-dependent protein catabolic process
Molecular function (GO): ubiquitin binding
Source: RefSeq, a predicted model, not a curated record